This is a messenger RNA of Blepharisma stoltei, 3932 nucleotides long. The record is from the annotation of a GenBank genome assembly. NCBI's taxonomy places the organism in Eukaryota, Ciliophora, Heterotrichea, Heterotrichida, Blepharismidae.
AUGUCAAAAGAUUCUAACAACAUAGAGGAAAACGAGGAUUCGAAACCCCUUGUUAAGUCAAAAGAUAUCGACUCAAAAGCUAGCGCAAAGCUUCUUUUUUCUCAAGCAGGGAAGUAUGAAUGAACUUUAAUUGCCAUCGGCUUUAUUACAAUGUUGCUCUUUCGACUUUUUCCAAUGUAUCUAUUUUAUCUGUUAGGAGAAGUCGUUGAAGCCGUCUAUGAGAAUCCUGACGAUGAUGAUGAAUUUUAUGAUCAAAUGAGAGAAGCUGCUAUAUGGAUGAUUGUAGGAGGAGUUGCGUGCUUAAUGGUAGGCUGGAUAGCUGUCAUCUGCUUCUUAAUAGCAGCUAAAAGUAUUUCACUGAAGUGAAGAAGUGUCUAUUUUCACAGCAUUAUAAAUAAGCCUGUCAAAUGGUAUGAUAGAAAUAAUCCAUCUGAGCUCUCAAGUGCAAUUGAUAUGGACAUUGAUGCAAUUGAACAAGGGGUUGGGCUGAAGUUUUUCUUGCAGCUACCAAUGGCUAUUUCAUAUCCCAUGCUGUUUAUAUUUGCAGGAAUUAUUAACUUGCAGCUGACCUUGAUUGCCUUAAUACCAAUCCCACUACAGUUUUUUGCGUUUACAGCUUACGAAAAAGUAACAAUUGAUUCAUCUUUUAACAAACAAGAGAAAUACAAGUCAGCGGGAGGGAUUGCUGAGGAAAGUUUUGAAGGAGUCAAAACUAUCGCUUCCUGCAAUGCGCAGAAACCAAGAACUGAACUUUAUCACUCUGAGCUCAAAAACCUAGCUCCUUCCUUUAAGAACAAUUUUUUUUGGGUUUAAUCUUAAGGUGGAAAUAUUUUAUUAAAAUAAAUUAUGUUUUGAAGUUUAAUAAAAUACUUACAAGCAUUUAAAAUAAUUAUUAUUAAAAUAAAAUCUAAAAUUAAUGCUAAAAAUGUAAUAUCUCUAAAAAUUAAUUAAAUAUAUCGAAAUCAUGCCUUAAAACUUGCAUUUAAAUUUGCUUGCUUUUAUUAUUUUCAAAAUAGGCAAUUUUCCAAUGGCUUUGCUCUCUUAAAAAGGGGGUAAGAGACGAAACAACAAAAAUUGGAGUUUACCAAGGGUUUCUAUACAGCAUUACAGCAGUCAUUUUCUAUAUGCUUACUGGCAUUACAUUUUAUUUUGGGUCCAUUUUCAUAAGAGACGACAGGUAUAACUGGACACUUGAUGAAGAAAUGGAGCGAAAAGACCUUGUGGUCUUGGCCCUCUGCUUUAUGAUGACAUCAUUGUAUCAAGGGACUUUUGUAACUGUAAUUACUGUUCUAAAUAACGCAAAAGUGGCAGCUGCCAGAGUAGAUGAAGUAGUCCAGAGCAAUAAAAGAUAUGGAGGAUAUUUAAAACCUGAACCAAUCAAAGGAGACAUUGACUUUGAAAAUGUUCAUUUUAGGUACCCAGCCAAAAAAAGUGUUCCUAUCUUAAAAGGAGUUUCUUUUAAAGUCAGAGAAAAAGAGUCAUUAGCCAUUGUAGGGCAGACUGGGUCAGGCAAAAGUACAAUAAUUCAGCUUAUUGAAGGGUUUUAUUAUUGCGAAAAAGGUACAAUAUUAAUUGAUGGGGUUGAUAUCAAAAAGUACGAUAUUUCAGCUUUAAGAGGCUUUGUAGGUUUGGUGAGUCAGGAGCCAAUUUUAUUUAAUACGACGAUAAAGGAAAACAUCAGAAUUGGCAGAAUGGACGCCAAUGAUGAAGAAAUAGAGCAAGCGGCAAGAGAAGCUGAAGCAGCGUUUAUUGAAGACCUUGAGGAUAAAUUCGACACAUAUGUAGGGAUCAAAGGAUCUUUACUUUCUGGAGGCCAAAAGCAAAGGGUUGCUAUUGCAAGAGCUUUGCUUAAGAACCCAAGCAUUUUACUACUAGAUGAAGCCACAAGCGCACUAGACGUAAAAACUGAGAAAAAAAUCCAAGUCACUCUUGACAAGGUGUCUCAGAACAGAACAACUAUUAUAGUCGCCCAAAGGCUAAGCUCAGUCAAAAACGCCAAUAAAAUUAUAGUGAUUUCUGAAGGUGUGAUUGCUGAAGAAGGAAACCACGAGUCUUUGAUCAAGCUAAACGGCCGAUAUGCCAGAUAUUGCGAAAUCCAGACUAAAACUGAAGAAGUCCUAGAAGAAGAAAUCCCUGAAGAAAAAGCCAAAUCAGAAAAAGACCAAGACAUGAUGAGCUACCAGACCUCAAUCUCUAAAAGAGUCAAAGCUGACAAGUCCAAGUACAUGAAAGGGAUUCAAGUCCAGCUUCUUAAACAGUGGGACUGGAUGCUCGUAGCUGCCAUUUGUGUUAUUAUUGUUGGACUUUGCUAUACUUGCAUGGGAUAUGUGUUUGCCGACGAUAUUGUGACUACUUCAGAAGAUGAGGGCGAUGAAUAUCAAGAUAAUACCUGGGACAAUUUGUGGUGGUCUGUUAUCAUAUCUGCAGCUGGUUUUGUGACGAUUGUUAUUGCAUUUAGUGCUCUGGGUAGGACUGCUGCGUUAUUUACAGACGAUAUCAGAAUGAGAGGGAUGAACGCAAUUCUCUAUUAUGACCAAAAAUUCUUUGACAAGCCAAUCAAUAACCCUGCAUUGCUGUCUUAUACCUUUUCGAAAGACUGUGAUAAAAUUUCCUCAAUUGGAGGCACAGUAUUAAUUUUCCAGCUACUUACUAUUUCAAGUAUUGUGUCAGCUGUUAUAUGGACUCUCUGCAUAGACUGAUUCUAUGCUUUAAUAGUGAUAUUCUUUUUUGGUAUAAUGACAGUGGUGCAUUUAGGCGGUGAUGUUUUUAGGCAGAAUGAUAAAAUGACUCCAGCUCAAACGACCCAGAUUGCUUUUGACUGUUUGACAAACAUAAAAACAGUGAAUUCUUUAAAUAAGCAAGACUAUUUCCACGUGAGGUAUGUGAAUUCUUGUAAAGAGGCCAAUAAAGGGAUUGUGGUUUCUUAUAUUCCUGAUGCCUUUAGAUUUUCAUUUAAAAUAGCUGUUAUAUUUUUAGUAUGGGGAUUUUCCUUUUGGACUGGUGCAGCACUCGUAAAAGAGAAUCACUUAAGCAGAAACAACUUAUGCUAUGUUUUCUUUACCAUUUUACUUGCAACUUACAGUGCAGUUGUGCUUUCAUAUUUGCCUCAGGAUACAGAUGAAGGGAUUAAAAGUGCUAUAAAAAUGAAUGAUAUUAUUGAGUAUGAGCCUGAAGUAAAUGGAGACUCAAAAGAUGGAAUUACAGACCCGAUUUCUGGAAAAGUGGCCUAUGAAAAAGUCAGCUUUAAAUAUGAAGGCAGGCUUAAUCCAGUUCUCAAAAACGUCAGCUUUGAAGUCCUUGCAGGCAAAACACUGGGUAUAACUGGUUCAACAGGUUCGGGAAAAUCCACCAUUGCGCAACUUUUGUUGAGAUUUUACAACCCAACGUCAGGUCUUAUUAGAAUUGACGGCGUUUUAAUCCAAAAUUACAACAUUAUGCAUCUCAGGGAAUUCGUUUGUUGGGUUGGCCAAGAGCCUAUUUUAUUCAGAGGCACCAUGAUGUAUAAUCUAAGACUCGCAAACCAGCUGGCUACUGAAGAAGAAGCCAGAGAAGCUUUAAUUAAAGCUCAAGCAGGCGAUAUCUUGGAAAAAUACGGUCUAGAUAGUGAUGUAGGGCUAAGAGGAAGCAAGCUUAGUGGAGGACAAAAACAAAGAGUUGCUAUCGCAAGAGCUCUUGUUAGGAAACCAAAAAUUUUGGUUUUAGAUGAAGCUACCAGUGCCUUAGACACUGUUGUAGAGUCAAAACUGCAAGAAGUGCUGAAACAAGAAAAGUUUACAGUCAUUUCUAUUGCACACAGACUUAGGACUAUUAAGGACUGCGACGAAAUCAUUGUCCUUGAAAAAGGAAUUUUAGUGGAAAAAGGAACUCAUGAGGAACUGUCAAAGAAUACGAGUGGCUAUUAUUAUCAACUUUGCCAGCUAUCGACAGCUUAA